Trichomonas vaginalis G3 is the source of this 3912-nucleotide messenger RNA. RefSeq names its product acidic leucine-rich nuclear phosphoprotein 32 family. Lineage: Eukaryota; Parabasalia; Trichomonadida; Trichomonadidae. Bases 1 to 3912 code for a protein of 1303 amino acids. Gene Ontology annotation, cellular component: cytoplasm. The record is from RefSeq and is a predicted model, not a curated record. Gene Ontology annotation, molecular function: protein binding. The transcript has a single exon.
AUGGCAGAUGGCGUUCUAACAGAGGAAGCUCUAUACGAAGCUGCCGAUACAGUCCCUGACUCGAUGCCACCUGAGAAACUGAAAUAUGCUGGCUUUUCAGUCAUGCAAUUCAGCGAUUUCAAGAUAUUAACAAAAUGCACGAGUUUGGUGAUUAUAGCAUUUCGUUCUUGCGGUGUCGAGAAAGUUCCAAAUGAAUUCUUUCAACUUCCUUCACUUCAAAAAAUCGAUUUAUCAGCAAAUAGAAUUUCGACACUUCCAGGUCCCGAAUUAUGGGCAAAACUUGUCAAUCUUAAAGCUAUAGAUCUUAGUGAUAAUAAUAUUUCAGAAUUAGAAGAACCAAUGAAAUUAACUUCUUUAGUUACAAUUCGACAAAUUAAUUUAACCGGAAAUAUCUGUUUGUCCAUACAAGAUUCGUUUGCUAAGCUCUGCAAGGCAUUUCCUUCGCUUGCAAUUCUUAAUGAUAUGAUUAUAACUUCACAAUACAGGGCAUAUCUUGAUAAUUUAGCAGUUUACAAUAAUAGUUCGACAUUACCACUUUCCAAAACAGAUGAUUUCUUCUUCCAUUACGUUAAAUACAUGCAUGUUUCGUCGAAUGAAAGAUAUAUCAGAAAAUUUAAUACAGAAUUCUUCUGUUUAAACCGUGUAUUACACAGAUAUUCUGCUGCUGUUCAUAUUCAAAGCGUUUUUAGAGGACAGAAACAACAUCGAGAAUAUAAAAGAAUGAGAGACGCUGCUCUUCGUAUACAAAUCAAAGUGAAGUAUUGGUACAAGAGGAGAUAUCAAGCUGCAGUCAAAAUUCAGCGUUGUUUCCUUUAUUUCUCUACAAGACAACAAAUUAAAUUUAAUAGAUCGGUAAGAUUCAUCCAAUCUCUCUGGAGACGUCGCGAAUCACGUAAAGAAGCCAUGAUGGAUGUUUUCGACUCAAAUGGAGUCUUCGAAUUCUAUGUAAUGAAAGAUGGAUUGGAUAAUCUUUUGAAAUUCAUCGAAGAACACAAUUUCCAGAAGCCAUCAACGAUCGAGCCGAGCGAAUAUGAAGUAAUCAGAUACAAACCACACUCCCAAUGCCCACUUCCUGGCUCUCCUCUCGUUUAUUUCUGGGUAAACAACACUUUGAUCGUCAAAAAACGAUCAAAACACGAAAUUUCGGCCAAUUAUACAAUUUGGUGCAGCUGCGACCACACAAAUUUCCAAAAUUUCCAACGUGCGACACCACAAGGAAUUAAUUGGUCCCUCAAGUGCCCAUUCAUGGCCAUUCAGCCUAUAAGGAUCAAUAUCCAUCCGAAACAGUAUAAUUCAGUUACUUAUCCUUCAUUAAUUCACGUUGUAUAUGAUGAUAAGUCAAAAUUUUCUCCUUUGAUUCGCAAACUGUUCGGUGUGAUGCCAAACAACAUUGUUUUGUUUCCAAAGAAGACACUUACACGGGUUUCCAGUCAAAUUACAAUUCAAUCCGCAUUUCGCAUGUUUAUUGAACGUUCAAGGCAUUUCAAAGACAUGAAAUGCACUGCUAUUGAAGCCCGUGCAAGUAAUGCGAUCAGAUAUUGGCUCAAAACCAUCAAAUUAAACAAAUAUGUUCAGUAUUUGGCCAAAAUGCACAAAUACUACGAAUCUCUUCCGGAGACAACAGCCUACUACAUUCCGAACACUUUAUUCCAGAAGAUGCCCAUGAUUCCAAUAAAAUACCAAGUAGAUUUUGGUUUCACGGCCGAAAAAAGUGUCGCUUUGGAAAAAAGUGUCAAAGGAUUUUUACCUUUAGUGAUUCCAAGCGAAAAAAUUGUUUUCGGACUUAAUGAUCCUAUGGCAUUAGUCAAAUUCGGAACAACUGAUGUCAAAGCCUCAUUAACAAAUUUCACUGACAAAAUUAACCCCAAAUGGAUCAAAAGAGCACAUCUCCACCGCAUAUCUUUUACUACUGCGACGGAAGCCAAGCGCAGAGUGCUCUUAUUCGCAUGGAUCACCGGUCAUACGAAUAUGAUUUUGUCAGAACGCGGAGUUUUGGAGUAUUGCGCAGCAACAUCCAUCCAGAGUUCAUGGCUCGGUCUCGGCACCCGUAGAACAUUGAAAUAUCUCGGUGUUCAAGCGGACAUUUACAUAAAAAUGCAGAGAAACAGAAACCAAAAGCCGAAGAAACUCUACUACGCAAACGAACAUCCAGAAGACCAGAACAGGAAGAUCAAGCGCGCACCUCUCGAAGCAGAAGAAGCAAUCGCGAGGUUGAGAGGAGAUUACAGACCAACACAAAAAGCUCUCGAAGAAUUCAAGGCCAAAAAACUGGCAGAAAAACCAAAACCACAGCCACAAACGAAACAAAAUGAAACACAAAAGGUUGACACGAGUUUGGACGAUGCUUUGCCAAAAGCAACAAUAAUCGUUCCCUCUCAAAAUUCAAUGCCUUCGUCACCUUUUUAUUCACCGAGGAAUAGUGGCAGAUCAACACAAUCCGCCUUAGUUAAAUCGAUUAUAAGGCCGACGGAAGAAGACAUAAAGAGAAAGGCGGAAAGUAGAAUUGUUCCUCUUGGAACUGUCCAGUUUGUUGGUGUAAAUCAAGGUUUGGUUAAUCCUUACGUCAGAGAUCCACUUUUCGAAACAGCAUCUCCAAAAUCGAGGACACAAACACCUCUCAUGCCUUUGUCUCCUGCUGAAAGCCCGCUUUCUUCUAACCCUUCAAAGCCAAACUCUCCUUUAAGUGACAGAUUAAAUCAAUCUUCUGAAAACUUGACACAAAAAGUGACAGAAAAUUUGACACAAAAAACUGAAACCAAAGAAUCCAAAGAAACAGAAGAUUUUCUUAAUUCCAAAGAGUUUGUAGGAAGGAGAUCACAAAGCCAAGAACAGAUACAUGUGAAUAUGUUGAAUCAAAGUUCAACAGAAUCAACAUUUCUUGGUUCAACAACAAGUGGAGAUGUUUCUUCCAGAUACGAAAGACAAAGUUCCAUUUCGACGAAUUUGAAACACAACACACCAAUGAACAGUGUUGAGUUAUUGAACAUCCCUCCUCCUGUUAUAAACACGCAAAGAACUGCUUCAAGAACAUCUAUUUAUGAUUGCCAGCCAAAAACAUCUUCUGCAGCUUCGAAUGUUCAGAGUGCACAAGUUACAGAUAAUACUGUGAUUGAGCAUCAAAGAGACAUCUUCAGAAGAAUUGUUCGAUUGAGACAAAUCUGUGACCAAGUUGAACAAGAGAUUUCUCUAGAUAACUCUGUUCAAAUGAAGAAACAAAAUGCAGAGGAUGCGCGCGAAAGAUUGAUGUUGAGUCGAAUCCACAAUGAUGAAGUCGCAAGGAACAAAGCUGCAGAAACAAUGGCGAGAAACAGAAUCGAGCGACAAGAACUCGAAGAAACAAUUGCAGAACAGAAAGAACAGAUUGCGAAAGACAGAGCAAAGAAGAUCAAACAAUUAAAAGAAGAAAGAGAAAAAAAGAUGAAAGCAAUCAAAGAAGCGCGAGAAUUCGGAAAUGCAUUCAUUUCUGCAUCAAGAGUUGCAGCAAGAAUCACAGAAGUUGCAAAGAAGCAGAAACAGAGUCAGUCAGCACUUGCACUUGCAAAAGGAAAUGUUUCAGAGUUGCAUGCAAAUGCAGUACAAACAAGAGAACUUGCGAAAUCUAAACUCCAAGAUUUGGAAGAUUCAAGGAGAAGAAUGGCAGCAAUCGACAGAGUUCUUCUUGAACAGAAAGAAGAACGAAGAAGGCAAUGGGUUGAAGAGCGACUGAACAAAGUUGCAGAGAUCAGGAGAAAAGACAAAGAGAAGUCAUUGAUUCCUGUUCAACAAAAAGAAUAUGUCUACAUAGAACCUGCGAAAAACGAAAUCAUCGAUCCAAUCGAAGAAGCCUUUGAUGUCAUUUGCAACGAUGUAGGAUCAAACAUCGGUUUCGAAGAAGGUCACAUUCUUGCAGAGAUGAUUCAAUCUAUUUUAUAA